CUGGCUGGCUGGCUGGCUGGCUCGAAGUCAGGUAGUCCUGCAUCUGGCUAUACCCACAUGCAUAUCCACACAGCAGCCGUCGGAGCAGCCUGUCUGCCUGUUCGCCCGGCUUGUUGCAGUCGAGACUGCGGUUUCCUUGCUGCCCAGGUCAAUCAUACCAGAACCCGUGUUACUGACGAGUCUGGGGCUAGCCGCUCCAGGUAAGGCAGAGCACUCAAAGGUACCAGACCACCGUGUGCCUGGUGACUCCCACCAAUGUAUCCCCGCACUACGGCUCACGCCUGGCGAUACCUCUACCUUACAGUGCGAGACCCGCCGGUGGGCAGCAAGGGGUGGCCUGCUGGGAGUUUGGGACUGAGUGGGUGACUUGCCGUACGGAGUACUGGCUGGAGAGCCUCCUGCUUGUACUGUGGUACAGUCACCUCACAGUCCGCUGUUCGUCCGACUCAUCCUCUGCUCUCCAACCUUCGCUUCCACUCCAACCUUAACCGCAACCUUUCCCUGUUUUCUUCUGCAGUGCCUGUUGCUGCCGCCGUGGGAUUUGCAUUUCCUCCCACUCGUCACUUCACUUGUCGGCCGUCAUCCUUUCGCCGAGUUACGCUGUAAUCCUUUGACGUCUAUCUUUCGCCUGUCUGCUAAUCUCCCUGUCGUCUUCCCUCCCCGACCUCCCCAACCCGCCUUGGCCUGCCGUCCGUCAACUCUCUGAUGAUCUCUCCUCAACCUGGCAGCCUGUUGUUCGGUGAGCCCUCGCUUCCCGGACAAACAACACCAGCACCGCCAGCAGCACCAUCACACGGCUGCCUCCUGCAGGCCGCGGCCCCUCGCUGCCAUCUACGGUAACCUGCCGUCCCGUCACCAUGUCGUCUUCCAUCGACAUCCCCGCCCAGUCCCAGAGGCAGCCCAAGGUCCACAGCCCCAUGAGCUCCUCCUCCUCGACUUAUUCCACCUCGCCCACCACGCCCUCCAAGUCCUCCAACUCGGCCCAGAAGCAGAAGAUGGCACACGAGCGCCGACCGAGCCUGCUGAGCUCCGCUCUCUCGGAAUCCAAAUCCACCACUAUCAACAUCGGGGACGAGGACGGCCCACCUCGGCUUAUCUCUUAUCUCGCCACCAGCCAGGGCUUUGAAUGGAACCCGGAGCUCUUCCUGCCCUCUUACAUCGAUUACGACUAUACGCCCCUGGAGAACAAGCGCGAGCCUGUCAAGGAGAUCACCCUGACGGACGAGGAGAUCCAGAACAUGUUCCCCCACAACUAGGCAGGGUUCUCUUUUUUUCUCUGCAUUCCCAUUCCGGUCGGCUCUAGAACGGUUGAUUCUCACGAGAACACUUGUCUUCCACCCCCAAACAGGCGCACUGGACGGCAUUCCUUGGUUUUCUUUUUACAAGACAUGGGCCGAACAAAUACGACAGGAGGGUUCCCAGCAGGAAGACGCUGCAAGGGACACCGACAUCCGAUACCAUCACCAUAGCAGGGGUUCCGGGUUAUGUUUUCAGACUGGAAGCUGGGGGUCUUUUCUCAUUCAUUGCUGUUCUGGUAGUAUCUUAUUCCCCACGGCGGUCUUUCGUACACUCAUCAUGCUUAUGAUCUUAGUCAGGGGGUUUUUGGAUGGGGCGUUCUGUUAUUUCUUGUCGUCGGGUAUGCGCACAAGGGGGAACACGGUCACCUGGUCGUUAACAGCUCUACUCAACAGAGAGACCCGCUUGUACGUAUCUGACUGCUUGUAAGACAUUGUUGGCACUCCGCUCAGACAUUGCUCCAAGAAGAGAUGCGACAAUCCCAUGGUAAACCUAAUCGUUAUGACUUGCUUAGGUGGUGCUUGGGUUAGCAGUGAGAUGUCUCCUAUGGGAACAAAGAAGGUUUGGAGAAUAUCCAACGUCGGCAUCCCCAGACCAGGAUCCUGUGGGACCGGUUCCAACAGGACUGACUGACAGAUAUUUGUUCAAUUUUGGAAUCAAACUUGUGCAAGGGGCCAUCCAUUCCUGAAACGGCAUUAUACACAAUAUCCACAGCCAAGGAACCACAAUCCCAUGUUACUGUAAUGGCCUUCGUGUUGGCAUGGUCCAAGGCGAGACUGCCGCCAGGCCAUCCCAUGUUACUUCAUAGCUGCAAGCACUUCCGGGUCCCAG
Messenger RNA from Diaporthe batatas, 2127 nucleotides. RefSeq lists its product as uncharacterized. The record is from RefSeq and is a predicted model, not a curated record. The transcript has 3 exons. The coding region runs from base 858 to 1256 and encodes 132 amino acids. Lineage: Eukaryota; Fungi; Ascomycota; Sordariomycetes; Diaporthales; Diaporthaceae.